Molecule: messenger RNA, 477 nt
Organism: Arctia plantaginis
Lineage: Eukaryota; Metazoa; Arthropoda; Insecta; Lepidoptera; Erebidae
Source: the annotation of a GenBank genome assembly
AUGAUUACGGAUAAACGCGUCAACCAGAGGCAUCAAGUCACUUGCUACGUCUGCGGGGAACCGGGCCACGUCGUCUCCACCUGCCCCAAGAGGGUUGACUAUACGAAGAAGGAACAAGCCGCUACCGGAAGCAAGGAAGUCAAGGUGUGCUCGAAGAUUGUUAGAGGUGCUCUGGAUUGUAGUGGGCAAGAAGGCUAUCUAGAAAUUUAUGAGUAUAGUGAUGAAAGUGAUAGUACUGAUGAACGAACCGUGAUGGCAGAUGAUGAAUUCAAUAUAUCUGUUGUGCCUGGAAAUAGUAAUACGACCUCUGAGGAAACUGUAACUGUAAACUCCCCUAUAUUGUCUGUAGAUGAUUCAGAGACACUUUCGGUAAGCUCUCGCACCUUAACCGCAAAUGACUCUGAAGAAACUUUAUCUUGUAGUUCUCGUACAUUAAGCGUGGAUGAUUCCGAAGCUGUAAUAGAAUCUUUGGAAUGA